CUUUGACUUACUCCACUUUUAUUUUGGUAGAAAAUGCGACGUUUUGCCGUAACCGGAAACUCGCCACCGGAAGUCUAUUUGUUGUUAUCUUCAAGGAGCUGCUUGAGUCUGGUCUUCUUCCCUCCUUCGUUUACGUCAUUGUUCACAGUGCAAUGAGGAAAUCUUCUGCACACCAUGGGAGUCUGUGACAUAUUGUCGAGGAUACGCGCUGUAACUGUUAUAUUUUAUUGCUGUCCUCCUCCAGUGGUGACAGCUUUUCAGCUGAAAAGUAUUUACUGUACAAUAUCCGAUAGCUGCGACUGUGAUUUUAAGCCAGAUGUACAAGGGCUGGAGUGGGAUCUUUACAAGAACCUGUAUGGGCAGCACCUGGCACAGGAAGUGGUGUCAGAAGCUGUGGCAGAUUUUUUGAAGAAGGAGAGUCCUGACAUACCACUGGUGAUGUCUUUUCAUGGGGCUUCUGGCACAGGCAAGACGCUAGUCAGCUCCAUGCUGGGCAGACACCUGUAUGGUGCUGCAAUGGGCAGCCCCUACAUCCACCAGUUCAUCCCAACCCUACACUUCCCCCUGCCUGACCGGGUGAAGCGAUAUAGGUCUGAGCUCAAAACCUGGGUGGAGGGAAAUCUGACGACCUGUAAACACUCCAUAUUCAUCUUUGAUGAGAUGGAGACAAUGCCUCCUGGUGUGAUUGAUGUACUAGCUCCAUUCCUGGGUCCCUCUCAUGUUGUAUUCCAGACUAACUACCGCAAGGCCAUUUACAUCUUCAUCAGCACUACUGGGGAGGAUAUCAUAAACAAACUUACCUUGGAGACGAGGCAUGCAGGGAAGGAACGAGAGGAUAUCCAGCUUCUGGACCUGGAGGCCGCCCUAUCGCAGGCUGUGUUUAACAACAAGAACAGUGGGUUCUUCCGAUCAAAGAUCAUUUCUGAUAAAUCGAUCACUUACUUCGUGCCCUUCCUGCCACUGAACCGACGCCAUGUGGAGCGCUGUGCCCGCCGGGAGCUGUGCCAACGUGGCGAAUGCCAGCGCAGGGAUGUGAUUGAGGCAGUGGGGAGCGCAAUGACCUACACGCCUCAGCUCUUCUCUAGUACUGGCUGCAAGUCAGUCCCAGCCAAAGUCAACCUCUUCCUGUGAGUAAUACAGGGAAGACUCCUCUGUAAUAUUAAGUUAUAGCAGUGGCAUCCACUGGAUAUCCAUCAGUUUGGGGUUGUGAUUCCAACCCAGCUCCUAAUUACUUAAACGGACCCUUUGAUUGAGAGGGAACUAGAAUCACCUGUUUUUUAAGUGUCACUGCCAUUCACCUGUUGGUUAAAGGGUAGGGAUAUCUGCAACCUUUAAGACUGUGGAAGUCCAGGGCAAGGAGUGGCCAGAUUUUAGUCCACACAGGUGUGGACAGGCCAUUUGGAACUUCUGUGCACCUCACAAACACCCUGUACAAAGAUCAGGUAUGCUCUGAGACUAACAGGACAAUAAAGUUGAAUUGUAACGCCCCACAGUUCUAUAUUUCUCUUUAUUUUAUCCCAUAAAAAUGCUAUGAAAUGGGAUACAGCUGGGGCAGUUCAGAUUCAAUUAAUAUUUUGGCCAAGGUGAGCAAUGCAGUUUCAAUGAAUGUUUGAAAGCAUUUGUUGAUGCUGUCUGUCUGAUGCUGGCCAUAGGGAUUUUUGAGAGAACUGUGCAUCAGGUUUAAGAGAUUCCUUAACAUCUCAUAGCAGGCAUGGUCUUCACUAGAGUGUGGUCAUGCACAACCGUCAUUCAUUCUUUUCCAGAGAGGGCUCAUCGUGCCACCUAUCUCUGUUAGUCAGAAACAUUUUCAGACAUUUCAAGGUGCUUCAUUUCACAUUUUAACUUUGUAUAAAGUUUAAAUUUGUAAAACACAAUUUACUCAUGACUCAAAAUUUUAAGGAGCAUGUAUACUAUAAUCUUGUGCAAUAUCUAAACUUGGCCAGAUGCAGUUUUAUCUCAGUGUUGCUGGGGGGAUUUGUUGUUUACCUUUCCUCCAAGUGUAUCUUUUCCCAUGCCAGCACUGGAUUGAUACGGUACUCAACAUAGCAAAGAACUAGGUAAAAAGUAGGUAAGAAGUAUUUUUUCUAAGGGUAUGCAUUGAGGAAUUGGGAUGGUUUGUUUGCACAUUGUGGCACACACCUUUAUCCAUAACUUUAUCAUAUAAGUACUUUUUAAUUUUUUUGUUUGUAUAGCUUUUCUGCCUUGACUGGAAAAAGGUAUGCAUAGGUUUAUUACAUUGCUCCCUCUCAGUUCCUUUUAUAUUGCUCAUUUGCAUGGCAUGACUCAAGUGGAAAAAAUGGACCAUUUUCCACCAUAUAGAAACUACAAUCAGUGUUGGUGUAAGA
Molecule: messenger RNA, 2345 nt
Organism: Megalops cyprinoides (Indo-Pacific tarpon)
Lineage: Eukaryota; Metazoa; Chordata; Actinopteri; Elopiformes; Megalopidae
Gene: tor2a
Product: torsin family 2, member A
Exons: 5
Coding region: 175-1131 (318 amino acids)
Cellular component (GO): nuclear envelope; endoplasmic reticulum lumen
Molecular function (GO): ATP hydrolysis activity; ATP binding
Source: RefSeq, a predicted model, not a curated record